Cynocephalus volans (Philippine flying lemur) is the source of this 1404-nucleotide messenger RNA. It is a transcript of the gene CLUL1, whose product is annotated as clusterin like 1. The transcript has 7 exons. Gene Ontology annotation, cellular component: nucleus. Gene Ontology annotation, molecular function: misfolded protein binding. NCBI's taxonomy places the organism in Eukaryota, Metazoa, Chordata, Mammalia, Dermoptera, Cynocephalidae. The record is from RefSeq and is a predicted model, not a curated record. Bases 7 to 1404 code for a protein of 465 amino acids.
GGGAACAUGAAGUCGCCACUCUUGGUGUUUACUAUGUAUCUGCUGUGGUUGAAAGAUUGUCACUGUGCACCUACUUGGAAGGACGAAGCUGCUAUCGGUGGAAACCUGAAGAGUUUUUCUGACGCUGGGGAGAUAGCUGUAGAUGAAGCGGUCAAGAAGGCUUUGAUUGGUGUUAAGCAGAUGAAAAUCAUAAUGGAAAGACGAGAGGAGGAACAUAGCAACCUAAUGAAAACCCUGAAGAAAUGCAGAGAAGAAAAGCAGGAGGCCCUGAAACUUAUGAAUGAAGUUCAAGAACAUCUGGAUGAGGAAGAAAGGCUAUGCCAGGUGUCUUUGGCAGAUGCCUGGGAUGAAUGCAGGUCCUGCCUGGAAAGUAGCUGCAUGAGAUUUUAUACAACCUGCCAACCUAGUUGGUCCCCUGUGAAAAAUACGAUUGAACAGUUUUUUAGGAAGAUAUAUCAAUUUCUGUUUCCUUUGCAUGAAGAAACUGAGAAAGGUCUCCCCGUCAUUGAACAGGUCAACGAGGAAGAUGCACAAGUGACACAAAUGGAGGAGGUGUUCAGCCAGCUGACCGUGGACGUGAGAUCUCUCUUUAACAGGAGUUUUCAUGUCUUCAAACAGAUGCAGCAAGAAUUCGACCAGGCUUUUCAAUCAUAUUUCAUGUCAGACACAGACUUAAUUGAGCCUGACUUUUUCCCAGCUUUAUCCAAAGAGCCAAUGAUAAAAGCAGAUCUUGUGCAAAGCUGGGACAUUCCCAACUUCUUCCAGCUAUUUUGUAAUUUCAGUCACUCUAUUUACGAAAGUGUCAGUGAAACAAUUACUGAGACGCUGAAUGCAAUGGAGGCCUUACCGAAACAAGACAAAGACCCUGACCACGGAGGCCUGACUUCAAAAAUGUUACCUGCGCAGGACAGAGGACUGUGUGGGGAACUUGGCCGGAAUCGGUCAGGAUGUUUCAAAUUUCACAAAAGAUGCCGAAAAUGUCAGGAUUACCUGUCUGAAGACUGUCCUGAUGUUCCUGAACUCCACACGGAAUUGGAUGAGGCCCUUAGAUUGGUCAAUGUAUCCAAUCAGCAAUACACCCAGAUUCUCCAGAUGACCCAGCAGCACAUGGAGGACACGUCAUAUCUGAUGGAGAAGAUGCGAGAGCAGUUCGGUUGGGUGUCUGCACUGGCAAAUCAGGGUCCAGGAACGGAGAACAUCAGCAGUUCAACAAAGGUAGUUCCAAGUAUUGGUGAAGAAAAUUUUUCCAUACAAGAUGAAACAAUGAGAGACUUAAGUAUUCUGCCUUCCUCUAACUUCACAUUCAAGAUUCCUCUUGAAGAAAGUUCUGAGAGUUCUAACUUCAUUGGCUACAUGGUGGCAAAAGCUCUACAGCAUUUUAAGGAGCAUUUUAAAACUUGGUAA